Molecule: messenger RNA, 1164 nt
Organism: Panicum virgatum (switchgrass)
Lineage: Eukaryota; Viridiplantae; Streptophyta; Magnoliopsida; Poales; Poaceae
Product: leucine-rich repeat protein 1-like
Exons: 7
Coding region: 201-905 (234 amino acids)
Molecular function (GO): protein binding
Source: RefSeq, a predicted model, not a curated record
GGCCGGUUGGACUUCUACCAGCCACCACCCCCCACACCACCAGCGCCGGGCCGGGCAGGCAGAGAGAAAAGCAGCCAGACCAGACGUCUCGCGUCCCGUCCUCGCUGCGCUGCGGUCCCCCCAUAUCCUUCCGCUGCUGCUGCUGCGCGCCGUCGUCCGUCCGCGUCCAGAUCCGGCCGCCAACCGAUCCGGCCUCCCGCAUGGCUGCGGCGGCGAGGGCGGCGGGAGCCCUGGCGCUGGCGCUCGUGCUCGCGCUGGCGGGGGCCAACUCCGAGGGGGACGCGCUCUCGGCGCUGCGCCGCAGCCUCAGGGACCCCGGCGGCGUGCUCCAGAGCUGGGACCCCACGCUCGUCAACCCCUGCACCUGGUUCCACGUCACCUGCAACCGCGACAACUGCGUCACGCGCCUAGAUCUUGGUAAUUUGAACUUAUCUGGUCAUCUGGUGCCUGAACUUGGGAAAUUAGAGCAUCUGCAGUAUCUGGAACUUUACAAGAAUAACAUUCAAGGAACAAUCCCACCUGAGCUUGGUAGCUUGAAGAGUCUAAUAAGCUUGGACUUGUACAAGAACAACAUUUCGGGGACAAUACCUCCUGCCCUUGGAAAGUUGAAGUCCCUUGUAUUCUUGCGGCUCAAUGGCAAUCGUUUGACUGGGCCAAUCCCAAGGGAACUGGCUGGAAUAUCUAGUCUCAAAGUUGUUGAUGUUUCAAGUAAUGAUUUGUGCGGAACAAUUCCCACCUCUGGACCAUUUGAGCACAUUCCUCUGAGCAAGACAUCUUUUUUUGGUAUCCAUUUUCUUUGGUUGGAAGUACUGAGUGAUAGAAUGCUGUCGACAAGCUUUGAGAAGAACCCACGUUUGGAAGGGCCAGAACUACAAGGCCUGGCGGUAUAUGAUACCAACUGCUAGAGGGCAACGCGAACAGAAAAUUGGCUAGAAAGAGAAAUGGGCGAACAAGGUUACUGAAGAUCGGGUGAUAUAGAUUAUGUUAGGUCUGGUUCUGCUGCCACUCUGUAAUCCUUCCUGCAUAGCUCUUAUUUGCAACUUGCUGUCAGCAAGUUGCUGUAUGUUUUAUCAGAAUGCUUUCUGUCCGUGAAAGUAAACUUGGAACUGCUUAUUACGACUGAAAUGAUAUCGUCAUUUACCCUGCCACGAGUUUUAGCUUCCA